Messenger RNA from Megalops cyprinoides (Indo-Pacific tarpon), 1860 nucleotides. RefSeq names its product cilia and flagella associated protein 45 (gene cfap45). The record is from RefSeq and is a predicted model, not a curated record. The transcript has 12 exons. Bases 73 to 1710 code for a protein of 545 amino acids. Lineage: Eukaryota; Metazoa; Chordata; Actinopteri; Elopiformes; Megalopidae.
AAAAAAAUAGUUUCAUAAUUUCGAAUUGUAGGUAAUUGCGUCUGUUUCUGUGAGCCGAUACAUUUGAAGAAUAUGCCGCAGAGCGUGAUGACCUCCAGUGGACGAGGUUCCGGGGUAUCCCGCUAUCGCACACGUGCUCUUACGUCUCAAGUGGACGAGCUGCUCUUCGGAACGCCUAAAAAGCAUGCCUGUGACACCCAGGAUUCUAACAAAUGGGGCUGUUCAGGGCCCAAGGACCUGUCCAAGUCAUUGCCUGCUCAUAAAAAACCGAAAGGAGAGACCGUUCGCAUCAUUACCAAAGACCUUAUCCGUGACCUCAAAAUUCCAAGUCAUGAUCCAUCUGGGCUGAGCCUCAUCCUCCCCAAAUCUGAUUCGGAUCGGAUCACGGAGCGGGCCCGCCUCCGCACUGUUGAGGAGAGGGAGGCCGAGCUGGAUGCACAUCACAAGGAGAGAAAGGCGGUAAUGGACGCUGUGGAGGAACGGAAGUCGAAGAUCCGGCAGGCAGACAUAUUACGCAAAAAGAACCAGGGCCUGAAUGACCUGGAGGCAGAAGCCCGGGACAAAGCCCAGUACCUGCUGGAGAAAGCCAACAGCAUGAGAAUGGAACAGGAGGACGAGAUCAAGAAGCUCAAUGAGGUGAUCCUUGGCGCGCAGUGCCACGCGGUCCAGGAUGCUCAGAUCCUGGAGAAGCGACAGAUCCUGGCGGAGCUGCAUGAGGAGGAGCGGCGCCUGGAUGCCAUGAUGGAGGUGGACCGCCGCAAGGCCUUGGAGGCACAGGAGCAGAUCGAGCAGCUGCGUAAACAGAAGAGGAUCCAAGGGAAAAUGCAUAUCCAGGAGCAAAUUGAGGAACGUCUGGAGGAGAGACGGCUGCAGGAUGAGAUAAAGGAGCAAGAGAAGCAGAAGCUGCUGGAAAACCUGGAGAAGAUCCGUGAAGAAGAGUUCAAGGCUCUGGCCAAGAAGAAGGAGGAGCAGAGGCAGCUGCACCUGGAGGUUCUGAAGAUGAACAAGGAGAUCCAGCGAGGCAAGGAGCGCAAGAAGGAGGAGGAGUGGCUGGCUGACCUCCGCAUCAGGGAGUACGCCCUCCAGAAGAUGGAACAGGAGGCGGAGUAUGAGCAGGAGCAGAGGCGGAUUAAGAAGGAGAAGGACCUAGAGGUGGCACGACUGAGGUCCCUUCAGGAGAGAGACAUAGACUACAAGGCAGAGCAGGAUGAGCUGUUGGCCCGCAGGAACCAGGAGGCGGCGGAAAGGGAGUGGAGGCGGAAGGAGAGGGAGCAGGCCAGGAAGAAGGUGGAGGAGGAGGACAGGCUGAAGGCUGCUCGGCUGGAGCAGGUUGCUCAUAAAGAGCACCUCCUCUCCAUUGAAGCUGGACGUGAGAGGGCCGAGUUUGAGAGGGUGCUGAGGGCCCAGCAGAAGGGCAUUGCCCAGGAGAAGGAGCGUGAACAGAGGCAGAGGCAGCGCUUGUUCCAGCACGCUGACGGCUUGCGGCAGCAGAUGAGGGAGCGUGAGGCACAGGCCAUCGAGCAGCGCAGGGCAGAUGUCCAGGAGCACGAGCAUCUCCGUGAGGAGGUGCGCAUCCGCCGGGCGCGCCUCAAUGAGAUCAAGGUCAAGAAGCUGAUGGAGCUGAAGAUGGCUGGACUCCCUGACAAAUACUGCAACGAGGUGGAGAGAAAGUGUCAUACUUUACCAGCUCUGGCCAGCUCUCAGGAGUAGACAUGCUGAAAACGUGUCAACUUAUUUGGCCAGCUGACUGCUUUUUGAUCAAAGGAAGUUCAGCUGAGUUCAUCUAACCCUGGAACUCACCUGAGAGAAGCAAAUGCAGGAACACAGUCGUGACCCCGAUGACCCCAAUGCACUGACAUA